Suncus etruscus (white-toothed pygmy shrew) is the source of this 1978-nucleotide messenger RNA. RefSeq names its product dehydrodolichyl diphosphate synthase subunit (gene DHDDS). Gene Ontology annotation, cellular component: dehydrodolichyl diphosphate synthase complex; endoplasmic reticulum. The transcript is spliced from 9 exons. Lineage: Eukaryota; Metazoa; Chordata; Mammalia; Eulipotyphla; Soricidae. The coding region runs from base 128 to 1129 and encodes 333 amino acids. Gene Ontology annotation, biological process: polyprenol biosynthetic process. Gene Ontology annotation, molecular function: ditrans,polycis-polyprenyl diphosphate synthase [(2E,6E)-farnesyl diphosphate specific] activity. The record is from RefSeq and is a predicted model, not a curated record.
GCGCUCGGCGAUGACGUAUAUUCCCCGCGCCACGUCAUGAGGAAGUGUUAAGCCUCUGGGAGCAGUUAGGAGAGAGCUCUUGGGGCGCAGCGGUCCAGGAGGUGCCUUGAAAGGCCAGAGAGGAACUAUGUCAUGGAUCAAGGAAGGAGAGCUAUCUAUUUGGGAACGUUUCUGUGGCAACAUUAUAAAGUUAGGCCCGAUGCCCAGACACAUUGCAUUUAUAAUGGAUGGGAACCGUCGCUAUGCCAAGAAGUGCCAGGUGGAACGACAAGAGGGCCACUCACAAGGUUUCAACAAGUUGUCUGAGACUCUGCGCUGGUGUUUGAACCUGGGCAUCCUAGAGGUGACGGUCUACGCAUUCAGUAUUGAGAACUUCAAACGCUCCAAGAGUGAGGUAGACGGGCUAAUGGAUCUGGCCCGGCAGAAGUUCACCCGCUUACUGGAAGAACAGGAGAAACUACAGAAGCAUGGAGUAUGUAUCCGGGUUCUGGGGGAUCUGCAUUUAUUGCCCUUGGAUCUCCAGGAGCUGAUUGCACAAGCUAUGCAGGCUACCAAGAACUACAAUAAGUGUUUCCUGAAUGUCUGCUUUGCAUAUACAUCCCGUCAUGAGAUCAGCAAUGCUGUGAAAGAGAUGGCCUGGGGAGUGGAGCAAGGCUUGCUGGACCCCAGCGAUGUCUCUGAGUCUCUGCUUGAUAAGUGCCUCUACACAAAUCACUCUCCUCAUCCUGACAUCUUGGUACGAACUUCUGGGGAAGUGAGGCUCAGUGACUUCCUGCUCUGGCAGACCUCCCACUCCUGCCUGGUAUUCCAGCCUAUUCUGUGGCCAGAGUACACAUUUUGGAAUUUGUGUGAGGCCAUCCUGCAAUUUCAGUUAAAUCAUAACAUGCUCCAGAAGGCCCGAGACAUGUAUGCAGAGGAGCGGAAGAAGCAGCAGCUGGAGAGGGACCAAGCUGCAGUGACAGAGCAGCUGCUGCGAGAAGGGCUCCAGGCCAGUGGGGACACCCAGCUCCAACGGACGCACUUGCACAAACUCUCAGCCAGACGGGAAGAGCGGGUCCAGGGCUUCUUGCAGGCGUUGGAACUCAAGAGGGCUGACUGGCUGGCACGUCUGGGCACUGCAUCAGCCUGAAUGAAGCUGGGCUUCUGCCAUCGGCCCUGCCUUCCUUUGCCUCCAGGGCCCCACUCCCCUUUCUUUUCCUGGUGAAAGGCCCCUCCUUCCUGAUGAUGAAUGUGUUCCCUUGGCUUGGCAAGGGAGUCCCAGAAGCCAGAUCUGCUGGCAAUAGAUUUCUCUGACUGUCUGGGACAGCAGCUUCUGGGGAGAGUUGAGGGUAAGAGUCGCCCACAAGGACACUAAGCCAGCUCUGACCACCAGUAGCAGGGAAUACCAUCUCUACUGCUGCCUGCUCCUAUGCCUUUGCCUCCACAGCUUGCGCUCCUAGAUGCACUUUCUUUUCCCAUGAUACCUCCUUUAGCACAGGGAAUGGUGGGUAAUUUCCAUUUUCCCCUAAACCCAGCCCAUCUUUCUUUACCCACCAAUUUUCACAAAAGCUUUGGCUCUACCUUAGAUCUGCUGGUAAAUCGCUUAUAGGCGGUCCAGCAUUAUUUGGGCAAGGAGGGGAGGGAGAGACAGAAAGAAAAUUGGCCCAUCUGCUGCUCCUCCCCCUUGGCUCUCCACCUGGGAUUUUCUAUUGAAGUUCCCCCUGCCACCACGCAGUGCUGAUUGCUCACUGAAAGGCUCAGCGCCCCCAAUGGCUCGCGGAAGCCAGGCGGGUGAUUACAAUCCAAUUACCUAUUGUCGACUCAGCCCACACAAGCUUUUCUCCUCCUCUUGCAGGGCAUGGGGCCAGGCUUCACUCCCCUGUGAGACAGGCCCCCUCCAUGGCUACGGUGUAACAGAAGGGCCUGUGGGCCCUAGUGAAUCUAAUCCACUCCAGGCUUCUUCCCUGUAACACAUCAGCACUAAGAGCACAGAAAUAUC